Messenger RNA from Colletotrichum navitas, 2100 nucleotides. RefSeq names its product kinase-like domain-containing protein. Lineage: Eukaryota; Fungi; Ascomycota; Sordariomycetes; Glomerellales; Glomerellaceae. The coding region runs from base 492 to 1928 and encodes 478 amino acids. The record is from RefSeq and is a predicted model, not a curated record. Gene Ontology annotation, molecular function: protein serine/threonine kinase activity; ATP binding. Gene Ontology annotation, biological process: protein phosphorylation. The transcript has 2 exons.
CACCACCACCACCACCACCACCACCACCACCCCUCACCCCUUUCCAACAGCCCAGGCCCGAAUCCAAGAUGUCUGGCUCUCGCCAAUGGGCCGUACCCUUCCCGCCAUACACACUAUAUUCUCACCUGUCAGAUAUCGCAUAUGAUGAAUAACGAAAACCGUGCACCCUAUCAUGACGACCGAGGACCACCAAUCACAACCCGCCCGGUGGCAUGCACCCCGCCCGCGCAUGGAUUGGGAACCACGCUCUUGCGGUGAUGGCGUUCGUGAUAUCAUAUCACGCCCGCCUCGUCCCCCCGCCUCGGUCAGAUGACCGGUAAAGCUGAGAGUCCCAUGGUGAGACAUCAUUGACGACACUACAUUGUGGCCAAGCAGGCUAGGGCUUGAGGCAGGGCUUUGAGAAACCGUCUCCUUGGGCGGCGCCGCCCCUUUUGUUCAAGAGUCUCUGUCAAGAUAAUCCACACCGUCCGCGGAGUACUCUGUCCUCCGCUAUGGGUCCCAUGCGGCUUCUGCUUUUUCCCAAACCUGCGCUCCCUGCACCAUACUCGACAGGGAAUCCGCACAAACUCGACGAAGAGAAGAAAAGAAAAGAAAGCCUGGCAUGCUACUGUCAUAUAGGAUGGAACAUUCCAAUUCUGCGUGCUUUAGUUAACACCCAAUCACAGUCCUCAGCAUCAAUGGAAGGUAUAACACCGUCAGGUAUUCACUCUGCGAUUAUUCACCUCACGGAUCUACCCAAAGUCAUGGAGCCGAGUAUUGACUCACUGCGCACUGCGGCUUUACUAGAUAAGCUAGGUUACCUCAUCGGCCGUUGGCCAUCUCUAAAGAACCCAUCAGCUCUGGAAUAUCGACGUGAAACUGCCACGCAGCGAAAAAUGACAAGAUACAGCACAGUCGCGGCAAAGACGGAGCCCUCCCUCUGGGACCAUUACACCCAUCAACUUACCCACUUCGACAGGUUUGUCUCCCUCCUCGGCAAGGACGGGCAACCCGCACGCUUCGAGACCGUGGAUAUUGCCGACCUCACGACCAUCCAGUUCUUGCCGGGGAAAACGGGCGCUAGAAUUGUCACGAAAAAGUCCUCCGGCGCGAGUCCGUCGGAGAAAUUCGUCUUCAAGGGCAUGGACUUUGACCGGUACAAGAAAGACAGCGCCGACUUUCGGCAACACCAAGAAACGACGCUCCUCCACGAGAUCCGCACGCUUCACGCCCUCCCAGCCCACCCGAACAUCAUGCCCUGCCCCCGGGCCCUCGUCGUCGUCCGGGAUGGGGACGGUCGGGACCGGAUAUGCGGCUUCCUGCAGCCCGCCAUGGACAAGGACUCGCUGGACGAGCAGGUCAUGCGCGCCAACCGGGCCGGCCGCCGCAUCCCAACGGCGCUCAAGGCCAAGUGGUGCUACCAGAUGGCCCUGGCCAUACGACACACACACCGGGACGCCGGCACCUUCCACAUGGACCUGAAGCCCGGCAACAUCCUCGUCGACGACUAUGACAACCUUCGCCUCAUCGACUGGGAACAGAGCGGCUUCUCCAUGUUCACGCACCCGCCUGAGGUCACCGUCGACCAGGAGGCCGAAGAACCGGCCGGGACCGGGACCGGGACCGCGCGGCCCCGGAUCCUUUACAAUCCGCGCACCGGUCCGCCACGCAAGAACCAGAAGUGGGGCUUCCCGGACUGGAACGUCCUGCCGGAGUGGAAGGCGACGUGCCCGCGCGCCGCCGAGCUCGCCGAGGUCUUCAGCCUCGGCAGGACGAUGUGGAUGCUUCUGGAGCAAGUCGAGCAGUCGGCCGAUCCGACUAUAUGGACUUCCGUGGCGUCAGACAUACCGCGGGAGUGGAAGAACAUGGUGAUGCGGUGCGUCGAGAGGGACCCGAACAACAGGCCAGAGCUGGAUGAGGUCGUCGACUUUUGGCGGAGGCAAUUGUAACAUACCGGUCCCGUGGGGCGAGUGUUUUGUUUUCUUUUUCCUUCUCAACCUUAGUAAACAUGUAUUCUUAGACAAGCAUUACUGCAACAGCGAGUCCAGCGUCCAACUCAAAGUUAAAAAAAAAAGGGAUUAGUGGCCCGUUCAAGACAUCUAAUUCCCAAGCCAACUCUGC